UUUCUCUCUUAAACAUUUUUCUUUUAUAGAUAAUCUCUAUCUCUUUUUUUUUUCUUUGUCUUUUUUUUGUUUAGCAUAAAAAAAAAAAAAAAAAAAAACUCUCGGGUAGUGAAAACGAAUGUCUGUGAAUUAGAAACACAAUAAUGUCAAUGAAUGACUUUAGCAGCAAAAAUGUUGAAAUAAAUAAUCAUGAAACUCUUACAACACAACAAAAACUAUUACAAUCCAACAGAACAGUCAUUGCUGCUUCCAGUGCUGCUGUAACCUCAGUGUUAGCAGGGUUUCCAUUUGAUUCGAUCAAGACUCGAAUGCAAACGCAUUACUACCCCUCCAUCAUGUCUUGUGUUAAAACUACUUAUGCCGAAGAAGGUGCAAGAGGUUUUUUCAGAGGCAUGAUACCCCCUCUCGUCACUGUCAGCAUUAUCAAAUCCGUUUCCUUUUCGAUUUAUGAAAGCACCAAAAAGUCUCUUGUAGCAAGCCAUGGAUUCAGUAACGACAGUGUAUUUUCCCUCAUGAAGCUCUCUUCCCUUAGUGGAGGUGUCAGUGGUGCUUUCAUCGCCCUUCUCAGUUGUCCUUUGGAAUUGGUCAAGAUUCAGCGUCAGCUCGAACAAGUCAUGCUAAAGAAUCAGUUGGCUGCAGGUCAGGUAUCACCGAAUGAGGUUGUUCAAUCCUCUAGCUGGAGAGCUGUCAAGCAAAUUGUGCAUCGAAAGGGAGUAUUUGGUCUAUGGAGUGGUGUUACCUGUCAUUCUGUGCGGGAUGCAUUGGGAACAAGUAUUUAUUUUGCAGGUUAUGAAACUAUGAAAAGGGUGCUUUCCAAUAAUCAGGGACUCACUACUGCAGGUCCAAUGACGCAUUUUAUGUCGGGUGGGUUUUGUGGAAUUCUAAGUUGGUUGAUUGUGUUUCCUGUAGACGCCAUCAAGACAAAUCUACAAAAGGAUAUUAUGAUGGUACAACCUAGAUAUUCUGGUUUUUGGGAUUGUGCAAAAUCUCUAGUUAGAAAGAAUGGAUUAAAAGGGCUUUAUCGUGGUCUUAAUGUUACACUCAUCAGAGCUUUCCCUAUCCAUUCCUUUAAUUUCUUGGUCUAUGAGCAGGUUCUCAAAUCUAUUCCCCCACCACCCCAAUAAUAAUAAUCAUUUACACACAAAUAAAAUAGAU
Mucor mucedo is the source of this 1155-nucleotide messenger RNA. RefSeq names its product mitochondrial carrier domain-containing protein. Gene Ontology annotation, biological process: transmembrane transport. The record is from RefSeq and is a predicted model, not a curated record. Lineage: Eukaryota; Fungi; Mucoromycota; Mucoromycetes; Mucorales; Mucoraceae. Bases 144 to 1124 code for a protein of 326 amino acids. Gene Ontology annotation, molecular function: transmembrane transporter activity. The transcript is spliced from 5 exons.